ACAUUGUUUACAAACAGAAGCUGCUUCCAGUCCGGUAUAGAAAGAUAGCGCGUGACGUGAGCUAAAUGUUAUUUUCCGUUAUUUGUUUUGACUUUUGCCACCAACGAGCUUUCUGCACCAGCAACACGAUGACAAAAAGACAAAAAUGCUCUUCCUGUUAGUUUUGCUUAUUAGCAGCAUAACUCCGUUAGAAACAGUUAGCUAACAGUUAGCUAACUCAGUUAGCUCAACAGUUGCUCUGCAGCAUGGCUGUUUGGUUCAUUUCAACAGGUGUUAGCCAAGGGGAGGUUACUCACCGAUAACUAUCCCGAAGAGAGUUGUUGGUUUAUAUUAUAUCUAUAACGUUAGUUAGCUGUGAUGUCUGUUCAACUAACGUUAACCAUAAACAACGUCUGUUAGCUGAAGUUUGUCACACUUGGUUGUGUGUCAUGCUCGUCGGCUGCGUCCUAUUGAGAUCGACGUGUUCAAAAGUAGUAGGUUUCCAGAGGGUUUUUGCUGUCCGUGAACUAUCAGUUCGGAGGCUGCAUCCCAUAUCUACCGUUCACUGUCAUAACAUCAGCGCGCUGAAGCCAUCUGCACACCGGUUCCGACUGAAGGCACAGUCCUGUCUCUAUCAGCUAACACUGUGUGAUAUGCAGCCGGCUAAUAUACUGUUUGGCAAAGAGACUACUACGGUUACCUCAGAUGGUGAUGAUGAUGAUGAUGAGGGCGGCGGUGGUGAAGGUGUGGUUGGACCAGAGAGUCGGGCAGAAUAUGAGGAGUUUAAGGAGAAGAGGGUGAUUCCGGGUCAGGUGCAUGCAGUCAGCAUGGAGGUCCAUGCAGAUGAGACUGACACUGGAGCUUCCACAGUGUCAGCUCCAUCAGGAUCAAGUGAGAAGAAGGACAAGAGAAAGAUGAGGAGGGAGAGGAGGAAAUUGAUGAAGAAAAAGCUCAAGUCAGCUGAUAGUUCGGACGAUUUAAUGUCAGAGCUUCCGUUUGCUCUGACCAGCCCCACCACAUGGAAGGAGCUAGGAUUUCCUAGCCAAGAGUCAACCCAGCAGAAGAGGAAGAGGAAGAUAGGGGACGCUGUGGGGCGAGCGGACAGUGAAGAGGAUGCAGAGAAGAAGAAAAAAAAGAAGGAGAACCAGCGACCCAACUAUUUUGUCUCCAUCCCCAUCACUAACACACAGAUCAGUUCAGCUGUGAUCGAAGUCCAAGAAGCGGUGCUUCAGCAGGAGCCCCGAUUGGCCAAAGCCAUGAUCCCUAUCCCAACUCUCCACAUCACGCUAUUAGUCACCCAUCUCGCCAAUCAGGAGCAAGUAGAUAUGGCGGCAACCGUGCUGGCUCAGGUUGAGUCGUCAUUGGCCGAGCUGCUGUGUGGGCGGGAUCUAGUGCUGCCCUUCUCAGGGAUCGGUCAUUUCAGGAAGGAGGUGGUGUUUGUUGGGCUGGCCCCCGGACAACACAGACACACACUGGACAGUCUGGCAGAGUUGCUCCGGAGCCGUUUUGUGGAGCAGGGUCUGCAAGUUGACAGUCGUGGGUUUGAACCCCACCUUACCAUUAUGAAGCUGUCCAGAGCGUCGAAACUACGAUCCCAGAGUAUAAAGCGUGUGGACCCAGCCCUCUACUCCAGCUAUACAAACAAGUUUUUUGGAGACCAGACAGUUGAGCAGGUGGACCUUUGUUCCAUGUUGAAAAAGAAGCAACAAGACGGAUAUUACCACACUGAGACUUCACUACAACUUGAUUUGGUUCAGAACCCACUCCAUGCCAGACGCUCAAGUGGGCGUCGCCGGUCUGAGCCAGAUGAGGCGGAGCUGCUGAGGGUCAGCAGGCGACUGGUCGAGGAUGCUGUCAAUCGCGCCUUGCAACAGUACAAACAGGAAACACUUCAAAAUGGUGGUGGGCCUAAUGCCACUGCUGUGCAGCCCCCUGGAAACACUGAGGCAACUGCAACAAAGAUUGACACUACCGCUAACUCCACCACAGACAACAGGAAGUGACAUCAUCAGACUGAGGUACAGGGACUGAAAAACCAGCUGCCCAGAAAACAUCAGGCCUGGCUAACCAGGAGAAGAGUCAGUAAGCCCUGGGCACAAAGCCUGAACUAGCCAACCAGCCCAGUUUGCUGACUAGCUAACCCAGCUAGCCCAGUCAUGCUAGCUACCUGCCCAAUUGCUAGACACUAACUUGACACAGUGCUGGUUAAAUAGAUAAUGUAGCUUGAGUUCUGUGCUCAGUGACCAUCCCAACAGGCCAGCGUUCUGGGCCUGUAAGUUAACUCACUAACUCUGGUGUCCUACAUCUAACAGCAAGGAUAUCGAUAUCGUUACUCAGCUGUCUGUGUUUGCACGUCAAACCCAGAAAACAUACGUGAAGCACUCCUUUAGAGACACAUGUAGGGUUCACUUUGACCUUUCACUCACAAACUGCCCUUUUAGAAUAACAUAAAUCACGUUUUGUAGACAGUUUGUUUUAUUUCCAUCACCUGCACUUGAAAUGGCCCACAGUAUCCUCAAUUUAACUUUGAAGAAAAACUUUCUUUCUCCUUAUCUUCAUUGUUUCAGGUGAAGAAAUUUUUUACUUUUCUUUCAGCGAAUGUUUCUCUCUUCAUUGACAAAAGAUUACUCUUGGUUCAUCUUUGUGGCUGAAGAGGAUAUUUGAAAAGAGCUGGCUUCAAACGUACUAACAUAUGUUGGACUGGGUCUGUGCAAGUUUUUUUGUAAUUUGAAUCGAGUCUGGGUUCAAAGCACUUUCAAUUUAAUUCAGUUUCAGGAAAUGGACCUUGUUUGAACUUCCAGCAUUUCAUUUUACGAUGUCUUCGUUUUUGUCUUCAUUCUAAGCUGUUUAAAGAAGUGAUCUUGAAAGUGAUCUUGCCCCAGCUACGCUUUAAGUAUUACAUAUUACUGUUAAUUAAGUGUCCUGCCUAGGCAGCACUGAGACAAUCAUCAAUUUAAGCUAAAUUCAGUUCUAAGCUCUGAGUUCACUUUUCAAGCUUUUUGAAAGCUUAUCUGGACUCUUAUGUUGUGUCCACAAACACUAUGGGAGCAUACAGGCUGGUAUCCCCUCACAUUUAUCCGCACUAAUAGCACUAACCUUACAAAAUAUGUCAGGUGAAUUGGAGAUACGGGAUUCGGGAUGCUACAAAUACAAUAACACUCCUACAACACACUACAAGUUGCCAAGAAUGCAUUUUUACUUCAUUAAUGCCAAAACCUCCAUUAAUGACCUGAUUGCUUGUCUCAUUGAAAUCUAUUUUACUGGCUAUUAGACACAGGCAUUCAUUUCAUAACUCAGCUUCCUGCCUGAUCGUAUAUAAAUUUUUUGUUCUUUGUUCACAUACUUUAUCAUCAUCAUUUUUUUUCUUCAGUGAAAUGAAUUUGAAGCACCAGAGCACUCACAUGAUUUAUUUUGUCUUUGUCCUUCAAAUCCUUUCAUAAAUUGUUUGGGUUCAGGUCAAUGACACAGAAAGAAUCCUGGCUGUUUGAAGCUCAGUGAGUAUUUAUGCUGAUCAGAGGAGCUUUUAUUUUGUAGUACUGUACAUGGAAGAGCAGCUCUGCUGAUGUUGGGGAGGUUAACUCAGACAGUUGGGGCUGUCAGCUGAAAUCUCUCAGACUCUUAAUUUCAGUGUUUAUCCUUUUAUUUUAUUGAAAAUGAAAUUGGCCUUUCAUGCCCUGUGUUUGCCCCCAAAGCUCGUUCAGAAACACAUGGGCGUCAAUGUGAAGGGAGAUUGUCUGAAUUUUUAAAAAACUUGACUUCUUGGAGAUGAGGUUUUCGAUUGACUGCAAGAUGAUGAUGAUGAUGAUGAUGAAACAGCUAUGAUAAAGAUUUGUUUACUUACUAUCUUAUUUUAUCGUUUUAACUAUUAUUUAUAAUGCUUUGCUGCUGCAGCUGAAUAGCCGGCUUCCCUGUUAGAGAAAUUAAUUUCAUGUGAAAAAAAUGAAAAGUGAUUUCAUUUUGAAGCACUCGCUGCAUUCAAAGGUGAAAAAAGCACAAAAUUAUGAAUUUGCUUUUGUUUGUCUUUGGUUUCACUUUUUAAAGAGCAGGUAAAUAUAUACAUGCUGUUAAAUCCAAUCACCUCUGUUCAAAGUGGCCUUAAGUCACUAAAACAAAUUGAUGUGAGUCUUGUUUUUCUGUAAGUGCUUAAGGUGACAAUGCAUAGGUAACAAUUUUUAGCCAAUGUGGGCGAUGAUGGCUCAUUUCGCUGUGAGAUUUGCCAAAGUCUCUUUCUUAAGUGUCAGCCUGUGUUUAAAGAGUCGGAUCCUUGAGUUAAAUGUCAAAGUCGUCCACUGUGAAACACAAUUCAUGUUAUUUCCAUUAAAAGGCAAAUUCACGCUUGUGUACGUAGACACGAGAGAAAUAGAGACUCCGUUUUUCACCUCAGAUUUUCAGCCAUAUGAGGUUUCUUUCCCUCCAGUGCGAAAAAGGUGGGAGCUAGAAAAUGUGCUCUCAUCCCUGCGAAAGCCACUUUAAGUCCUGUCACUGUGGGCUCAUUGAAAAGUCAAUAGCGAGGUGAAUUCUGUCUUAAGGUGGACUUUGAACGUUUUUCGUUUUGAUCUUUUAUUGUCACCGGAUCCUUAAUCUCCUUAAAAUCCCCUUUAAUACACAAGUUGUCCUGUUGGCCUAUAUGGUUAGUCUGUUCAUGUCUCUGCGUGAGUGUGUGAGAACGAACGUCUGUACAAAUGUGUCUUUUCUGUUUGUCUUUCCAUUUGUCUGUGUGUAUGACUGACUUUGUGGGUGUGUUGUUUGUACUGUGUAUAUAUUGUUCUGUCAUAUUUGAACAAUAAAACAGGAUAUGAGAACCAAA
Molecule: messenger RNA, 4786 nt
Organism: Micropterus salmoides (largemouth bass)
Lineage: Eukaryota; Metazoa; Chordata; Actinopteri; Centrarchiformes; Centrarchidae
Product: A-kinase anchor protein 7-like
Exons: 11
Coding region: 429-1982 (517 amino acids)
Cellular component (GO): cytosol
Molecular function (GO): protein kinase A regulatory subunit binding
Source: RefSeq, a predicted model, not a curated record